Messenger RNA from Branchiostoma belcheri (Belcher's lancelet), 3458 nucleotides. RefSeq names its product arf-GAP domain and FG repeat-containing protein 2-like. Gene Ontology annotation, molecular function: GTPase activator activity. The record is from RefSeq and is a predicted model, not a curated record. The coding region runs from base 1 to 1818 and encodes 605 amino acids. Lineage: Eukaryota; Metazoa; Chordata; Leptocardii; Amphioxiformes; Branchiostomatidae. The transcript is spliced from 12 exons.
AUGCUCAUGACUGCAGGUGUUGGAAUCAAAGCCCUACCUGUAAUGAAGACAGCUUUGCCUUUCCCGUUCACCCGGCUCUUCGGCGCCAAGUACAGAACCAGACAGUAUCCCACUGAACCCAGCAGUAUCCCCGUACACAGACGUGGUAUAAACCCACCACACAGAGUCAAGUCCAUCUCUAUGACUACCUUCACUCAACAGGAGAUAGAGUUCCUUCAGAAGCAUGGCAACGAGUACUGCAGAAAAGUAUGGCUUGGUUUGUAUGACUCCCGGUCACAAGGGAUGCCCGAGAGCAGGGAUGAACAGAGGGUGAAAGACUUCAUGAUCAAUAAAUAUGAGAAGAGGAGAUGGUACGUGUCUCCCAGUGAGAUACCGCCCCCCACCCCACCCUCCUCCACCAGCAGCGCGAGCACACCGGAAACCAAACCUCUCAAGACUUUGUUAGGAGACAACACACCCAACCUGGUGGUGCAUAACAGUGCACAGGGCUCCCCAGCCAUCAGUAGACCACAGUCCAGCCAGUCCACGUCAGCGCUGGCCCCUGCAGCUAAGGGCUCCCCUGCACAGCAGAAAAAGUCAGCCACCAUGGACCUACUGGGCGAUCUGGGAGGAGACCCCUUCGCUUCAGCUGCACCACCUGUUCCACAACAGUCUCUUAUACCAGGAAUGGGAACUGCUGCACCACCACCGGCUGUAGGAGGAGGAGCUGGGGGUAUGAAUGGGGGUUUUGCCAACUUCGACCAGGCUUUCUCCUCGGGCUCUGCACCUGGGUUUGCUGCUCAGCCAAAUGCAGGAGGCCUGCCCCCCGCUAUGAGUAGUGCAGGCUCCAUGGGUUCUGGAGACUUUGGUGCAUUCACCUCCUCCACCCCCGCAGCAGCCUCCAGUGGACCGGCCCAGGGGUCAACAGGGUCAGACAAGUACGCGGCGCUGGCUGACCUGUUCAGUACAGACUCCACCAAUCAGACCAGCCUUGUGUCUGGAUCCCCAAACUUUGGGGCCACCUUUUCUGGACAACCUGAGGGGUUGCAGGCUGCCUCCAGACCCUCUUCUAACCCCUACAACCUGGACUGGGGCUCUGGAGGGGGUUCUGCAGGCCAGCCGGCACUUGGUGGAAGCUCCAGUACAGGCAUGAGCUGGGGACAGACAUCCUCUACCACAUCCUCCAUGGCCAGGACAGUAGCUGCUCCAGGACCUGCCAACCCCUUCCUCAGUAGUACAGCCCCUGCAGCAGCACCUGGGACUAAUCCAUUCUUCGGAGGCGGCGGGGGUGGACAGCCUAACGGGGCGUUUGGAACACAGCCACAGACAAGCAUGGGGGGUGGAUUUGGCCAGCAGGCACAGAGUGCUGUUGGUGGUAAUUUUGGGAGUUUCGGCGGUGUUCCUACCAGUUCAGCAGGGUUUGGUGUUCCGCUGAGUCAGACCGGAUUUGGCGGGAGUCAGGCAGGCUUUGCUGGCGCCACGAGUGGAGCGGCCCCGCCCAGUUACAACGCAGCGGUAUAUGGGGGAGUCGGACUGCAGCAGGGGGCCCAGCCCGUGUCUAACGGAGGGUGGGGCAACUUCAGCCAGGGGGGAGGGGUGCCGGCACAGAUGGGAUACGGUGGACAACAACAACAACAGAUGAACCCAUAUGGUGCAGGUGGUUUUGGUGGUGCAGGGAUGCCGGGUGGUCCACAGGGCGGGGCCAUGCCACAGGGCGGGGCCUACACCCAACAACAACAACAACAACAACAGUUCACAGGCUGGGGACAGAAACAAGCAGCUGGAAACCCAUUCAUGGGAGCUGCACCACAAGCCAACCCCAGCAAUCCCUUCUUGUAGCAGCAGGACUCAACAGAACCCGCGCUGACUGCCGACAACCAACCGUUCCCCCUAUAGCAGAACAAUUUUACAAGUUGUACAUAGAAGUCCUACAGUAUGAUACAGGUAUAUCAAUAAGCUGCAGUAUAUAACAUCAAGUAAAACUCAACCAAUAGAGUGGAGUAAUGACUAAAAAAGAAGCAGAACUAUACAUGUACAUUCAUCAAUAGCAAACCAUAAGGCCAAAAACAGGCAUGUACAUGUACAUGUAGGUACAAUACUGAUAUUCAUGUACAUGUCAGGAAUAGUUUUCUUCCUGUAGAAUGUAGGUACAAAAAUGUUACCCUUGGUUUUAUAGUCUUUGAAUAGCAGCUACUAUAAAAUGCAGCAGGCUUGCUUGUCAAAUUUGAACUUCAUUUAAGCUUUUCUUCUUAAUCUAUUGGACUAUUCCAGUAUGAUUUUCCCCAUUCAUUAUGAUAUAGGAAAUUCAUCAAUAUAUCCCAAAUGUAGACAUUUUUUGUCCUUCAUAUAGCUUUGUAGUACACGUGAAAAAGUAGUUUGUCCAUUUUUUGUUUUUUUCCUUAGCACUUAAUGACAACAACUGACAUAUUUUGUGAGUUGAUAAUUUGACAUGAACCUUGGACACACUGUUUUGAUAACUUUCCAACCCCGUGAAGAAAAACUAACAAGAAGAAUAAAAGAGUAAGACCAAAAUUGACUGGCGUACGAUAUGAGAUCCACCUGUGUGCACUGUAUAUACUGUAGCAACUACCAUCAAAGAAAACUGUUUGAAAAUGUAUAAAUCUCCUUGAGUAUAUUUGUGAGUCGUUGCCACCCAAUAUAUUGUUGGAAAACACGUUUAGUGAAUUAAAAUAUCACCUUGUACUUUUGUUUUGGAAUCCUAGGCAAGUCCCGAAAAAAUUAAUUCAUUGAUCUGGUAGUGCAGCUUUACAAAAUUUCAUUCUCUUUGGAAAUGUUUAUAAUUUUUGUAGUCAUGCUGAAAUUAAAGUUGAAUUGCCCUGUCUUUUGUGCCCACAUUCCGGUUUAUCGUAUGUUGUUUACCGUCUCUCAUUAUUUGAAUAUCUGUUUAUCCCCAAAAUGUUUAGAUUUGAAGCUAAGGUCACACCAAAUUAUUUUCUUGGUUUAGGGACAAUUUUAAACAAAAUUUCAGAAAGAUACCAACUAAAAUGAAUAUAGAUUCUUGAGAAAAAACUUCUCGCACUACAUUCACUCUUGAUACUAAGUAAAUUAAUUCUAAUGUACAAACUAUUCUGCAACAAUAAUAUUGUCCUUUUGUAUUGAUAUUAUAUCUAUCAUAUUCCUGUUUUUCGAUAUGAGAAUCAAGAAAUCAAGUUGGUGUGGCCUAACAGUGGUGAGAAAAACAAAUUUACAGAACUUUUGUAGUGCUAUAUUUUUGUGCUUUAUCAAUAACUCACUAUUCACAAAGUAUGUUAGACCCUUCAUUUUAUAAGCAUAGCACUUAUAGACUUUCUGUUACUUACAAUACAUAUUGCUUUUAUACAUGCAUUGAAUAUGAUUAUAUUGCCUUUAAAAAUAAAGCUCAGCAUUUUUGUGUCACAAUGUCACUUUCAAAGUAUUGAUUUUGAAAAUAUCCAUGCAACCCUCUCAUAAUGUGGUCUUUGGGAACCAAACUUCUGUCA